GACACGUUGAUUUCAUUGUCUGAGGCGGCAGUGGAGACCCAGGAAAAAUCUCGCGGAAUCCGCCUGCUCUGGCCCUGGGCUCAUCUUGGAUCCUCUGAUCUCUUCCGUGACCGCACCACGCCCGAGAUGAAUCUACGUUCUGUAUUUACUGUAGAACAACAAAGGAUUUUACAGCGUUAUUAUGAAAAUGGAAUGACAAAUCAAAGUAAAAAUUGCUUUCAGCUCAUAUUACAGUGUGCACAGGAGACUAAGCUGGACUUCAGUGUAGUCAGGACGUGGGUUGGCAAUAAGCGGAGGAAAAUGAGUAGUAAGAACUCUGAAUCAGGAACAGCAGGAACUAUUUCUGCUACCUCAUUGGCAGUUCCAGACAUUACUGUCAGAAAUGUGGUUAAUAUUGCCAGGCCUUCAAGCCAGCAAUCUUCUUGGACUUCUGCCAAUAAUGAUGUCAUUGUAACUGGUAUAUACAGUCCAGCAAACUCAUCAAAUAAGCAAGGGACAACAAAGCAUACAAAUACACAAAUUACAGAAGUACAUAAAAUUCCUAUUCAGAAACCAGCCAGUAAAAAUGACACUGAAUUUCAAUUGCACAUUCCUGUUCAAAGACAAGUAGCACACUGCAAAAAUGCUUCUGUGCUCCUAGGGGAAAAGACAAUUAUUUUGUCAAGACAGACAAGUGUACUAAAUGCUGGAAACUCAGUGUACAAUCACACAAAGAAAACCUAUGGAAGUUCUCCGGUGCAAGCUUCUGAAAUGACAGUACCUCCAAAGCCAUCUGUGUGCCACCAACCUUGCAAAAUUGAACCAGUUGGUAUUCAAAGGUCAUACAAACCUGAACAUGCAAGUCUGGCAUCACAUAACUUAUGUGCACAAAAGCCAACCAUUAGAGACCCUUACUGUAGAACACAAAACUUGGAAAUUCGUGAAGUGUUUUCAUUGGCAGUCAGUGAUUACCCUCAGAGAAUUCUGGGAGGAAAUAACACAAAGAAGCCUGGCUCAGCAGAAGGAACUUCUUUGUCCAUUGCAAUGGAGACUGGAGAUGCAGAAGAUGAAUAUGCCAGAGAAGAAGAGUUGGCAUCAAUGGGAGCACAGAUAACAAGCUACUCAAGGUUUUAUGAAAGUGGCAAUUCCCUUCAAGCUGAGAACCAAAGUACAACUUUACAUAGACCAGGAAGAAACCUACCAAAUUCACAAAUGGUGAAUAUUAGAGAUUUGUCAGACAAUGUACUGUAUCAAAAUAGAGACUACCAUUUGACACCACGGACCUCAUUGCAUACAGCAUCUAGUAUGUACAGUAAUACUAAUCCAUCACGGAGUAAUUGUUCUCCACAUUUUGUAUCAUCAAACCAAUUGAGGUUAUCACAAAACCAAAACAAUUACCAGAUUUCAGGAAACCUUACUGUGCCUUGGAUUACAGGGUGUUCUAGGAAAAGAGCACUACAGGACCGCACUCAGUUCAGUGACCAAGACUUGGCUACCCUUAAGAAGUACUGGGAUAAUGGUAUGACCAGCCUAGGCUCUGUAUGUAGAGAGAAGAUUGAAGCUGUUGCAACUGAAUUAAAUGUCGACUGUGAAAUAGUUCGGACUUGGAUUGGGAAUCGAAGAAGAAAAUACCGUUUAAUGGGAAUUGAAGUUCCACCUCCAAGAGGAGGCCCUGCUGAUUUCUUUGAGCAGCCUGAGUCUGGUUCUUUGUCUGCACUCACACCAGGAGAGGAAGCUGGGCCUGAAGUAGGAGAGGAUAAUGACAGAAAUGAUGAAGUGUCCAUCUGUUUGUCUGAAGCAAGCACUCAAGAGGAGUCAAAUGAAGUUAUUCCAAAUGAGACCAGGGCACAUAAGGAUGAAGAGCACCAGACAGUAUCCGCAGAUAAUGUGAAAAUAGAAAUUAUAGAAGAAGAAAGUGACAUGAUUAGCAAUUCAGAGGCAGAACAAGUGAAUUCUCUCCUGGACUACAAGAACGAAGAAGUCAGAUUCAUUGAAAAUGAGCUAGAACUUCAAAAGCAAAAGUACUUUAAGCUCCAGACUUUUGUUAGAAACUUGAUUAUGGCUAUGAAAGCUGAUGAUAAGGAACAACAGCAGGCACUGCUGUCAGAUUUACCUCCUGAAUUAGAAGAGAUGGAUUUCAGUCAUGCCUCACCGGAUCCGGAUGAUGCUUCAUUCAGUGUUUCUUCUUAUUCAGAGAAAAAUGCCUCAGAUAGUUUGUGAUUGGGGAUGGGGGAUAUGAUGUAGUCUGUUGGUUGUCUAAAAGGUAUACAUUUCAAGAUAACUGUAUUUUGUUUCCACAAUAGUCUUCAACUGGAAAACUCAUUGUUAAAAACAGACAUAUGCUGUGAAGGAAUGACAAGACAUAAUGGCUCCAAAAAAAAAAAAAAAAAAAAGCACGGAAAAAUACUUUAAAUGUUUUUUUAAACUUAUAUAUAAUCCUAGAAAAAAUAUAUUUAAUUUUGAUCAACUCAGCUAUGAAAUCUAUUAUAUCUUAUUUCUGAAAGAUUUUUGCUUAUUCUUUUAAAAGAAUCUUAGUAAUAUUAACCAGAGACAUAAAAAUAAGCAUAUUUCAACAUUACUUAGUUGAUCAAGCUUGAUUAGUCUUAUUUUUAUAGCCAUUACAUCUUUCUUCCUCUUUCGUUUUCUUAUACUUCUUGUACAUUUUUACUCAGGAAAUCAGGCUAAAGUUAAAAACAAACCUAAACAUAUAUUUAAGCUGAAUGAAUCCCUGGGAUUUAUUUUUCAGCUCCUAUGAGAAUUUUAUCUCAGAUAAUGAUUGAAAAUUGAAAUGAUUACUAGGAUGUAAUUGUAAGUUAUUGGUAUCCUUCUGUCUAAGCUUAUCACUGGGGAGACUAGAAAAUCUUCUGGAAAGUCAAUUCACCAAUAAAAAUUCAAAACAUUGAAGUAUACAAAAACAGUACUUUAUAAAAGAUAGUUAUAAUUUCAGUUCUUAUAUACUAUGAGUGACCAUUAUUGAGUCACAUUCUGCUAUAUAGUAAAAUUACAUAAUUGAGUUGGACAAAAUAUUGCACAAGUACUUCAAGUUUACCAACAUUUUCAUAUUUUUCACGUCUUAAAUUUUGUGAAACAAGAAAUCAAAGUAUGCCACUGAUAUUUGGAUUUUCUAAAAUUCUAAUCAUACAACUUUGCCACAAAUUUACCUCAUUUCCAUGUGAAGCCUGCACAGAGCCAUCCACCAACAAUAAUAUCACGCAGAGUUAUACUACUUUGAGCUAUACAACUUUGGUUAUAAGCCCUCUGAAUUUCCUGGAUGCUAUUCUAUGAAUACACACCUUAAAUGGACAUGGUACCCAGUUGUUACCAUUUUGAGGUACCAGAUGGCAGCACACUAUAGACAUGUCUUUGCAGGUCUUCUCUUCUGGAAUACCAGAUGGUAUUACUAAGAUUCGUAGAUGGGAAAAUACUAGUUCCUCCAUAAGCUCACAAUAUCAUAUAUUUGUGAGUAGGUUGUUUGGAGCUAUAUUACAUGAUUACAUUAUAAUGUAAUCCUGAAAGAUGCAUGAAGCAGCUAGAAAACUGUUUUUUUUAGUUGUCAAGUUUCAAAUAUUUUUAAGUUUUUUAACUGCAGCUAUUCUGAUCUCAGAAUUCACUGAUACCAAUUUAUGAAUGUAGAAAGGCAGUCACAAAUACCUUUAACUUAGAAUUGUCCCUUCUCCUCGAUACGUACAAGUAAAGUUCAUUGAUGAUCAUUCAGUUUAUCAACUGUUUAAUUUUUAUACUGCUGCCUCACGACUUCUAUGGCAUCGUUGUCAGCAGAAAUAUUUCAGUAGUCAGCUACAUGCCCUUUAGCUAAGAGUCAUGUGGUUCUUUGCAAACAACCUUUGGUAUUCCUUACUAACAAAUCAAAUUCCAUUCAGGGAAAAGACCAUUGAGCAACAGAAUCUCAAACAUUCAGAUUAAGUUUUUCAGUCAUAUAAAUUUCUCCAUGAAAAAAAAGAAUUCCAAAUAUGCACAACAAAAUUUUUAUGAUAUAGAGGAUUAACACAAAUUCUCUUGUAGCCCAGGUUGGCCUUUAAUUUCCAGUGUAUCUGAGGAUGAUCUUGAUCCCUGCUGCUCCUGCCUUUGUUUCCCAAAUGCGGGGAUGACAUAAGUGCUCCACCAUACCUAUCGACCUUUUCUUUUAGUAUGAGCAAACUUCUAGUCUCGAGUCUCUUGUAGAGAGUUUAGUAUCAUUGAGUUCCUGUGUAAACGUAAACUGCUUCAGUUUAAGACUCUCCAUAGUUGGUUUUCACUGCAGAGUAAGUGUUUUAACACUCAGAAUUUUUUAUCACACUUUAGAAAUUUGUCAUUAAAUAAAAGUAUCAUGGAGCUCUUUCUAUAGGAAACAUGCUGUGCCAGACAGUGGAUUUCUUAACAAUUUACAGACUAUGAAAAUAAUUAUUUCAGCUGGGUAUUAUGGCACACACUGAUAACUCCAGCACUGGGUAGACUGAAGAAAAUUGGACUUGGGAAAAUUUCAAAACAAAAAGAAAUGUUUUCUGUAACCUUUUCAUGUCUAUUAAUAAAAGUUUCACAACUAGCAGUUGUAAUUGAUUUAAGGAUUCUAAUAGACAUGAUUCUGAAAAAAAUCUUACAUCUGUAAUUUUGGGAGGACACAUAAACUGUUCCCUUAUUUCUAUGUAAAGUUUCAUUAAAAUAGAAGCUAUAUGUCCUAACAGUCUGCUUUGGACUACUUUUAUCCUGGCAUUUUCUUCCAGCCACAGAAUUAUAUCUUUUAUGAGCAUAGGAAUUAAAAUAUUUAAAAAUAUUAAAUGAGGAUGUUCUAUUGCCAGACCCAAAGGAAAUAACUGUAUAAAUGCAAAAACAUCAUCUUAGCAGAUUGAAAAUAUAGCAAUAACCUUGAAGUCAACAUCAAGUAUUUUAAAAUGAUUAUAAAACUACUGGGACACUAGCUUAGCACUUACACAAGGCCCCAGGUUUAAUCCCAAUUAUUUCAGGAGGAAAAACAGGAUACUACUAUAAUGGAAACAUAUUUUCACACAUAUGUAGUAGAUUUGUUUUGAGAUAUUUUUUUAAACAAGAGCGAUGACAGCUUCUGACUGCUUUCAUGAAAAUAUUUGUGGCCGAUAGUGAAAAUCAACUAACUAAUAUUUCUUUCUUUAAGGCUUUGACAACAUUAAAACAUAUUACACUAUCAGAAGUAUUACUAGAGAAGCAGAAGUAAAUAGGGAAUUUUUUUUUCUUAACUACAUUUAGAUGUUUACUUUAAUUUAGGAUACGAAGCAAUUUUUAAACAUAUAAUGUUUAGCAUAUAAUGUUUAUCUGAGAACACUUUAUCCUCUAAAAUGUGAGUUAAAAACAAAACCCUGAAACCACAAUAACAACAAAAAGAAGGCACCUUCCUCAUUCAGCCAAGCUAAAAUUGGUUACAAGAUAAUGAGAAUUGCAGUUGUCCUGGCAGGGAAAAGAGUUGCUGUGGAAAAUUAACACAUGCAAAGGAAAUGUUAAAGGAAAAUUGGCCUGUUUAAGGAGCGUGGAGAUGUUUUUGUUGUAAGGUCAGCUAUCAACAGAACUUUUACAUUGCAACUGUAAUCAGUGAUAGAAAGAUUUGUUUCUAUUGGAGAAAAAAGGCCCUGGCCCAGUCACAUCCUGUGUUCAGUGUACUGUUAAUAUCGAGACCUCAAAAGGUGUGGAAGAGCUAAUUUCUGCAAAGGCAAACACCUUCUUUUUGGGCCCUUAUAUUAGUCAGUCUUAGCAGUUUGUAAGAGAAAAGUUAAGGGUGAAUAUGAACAAACAAUGGAUGAUAAAAGUGUCUUUGUUUCCCUUUUGUGGAGGAGUAUUCAACACCACUUCUUAGUCUGAUUGUUUAUACUUAAAUUUGAAAGAAAUCCUGAAAACUUUAACUGCUACCUUUUAUCCAUGUGGUAGUAAUGAAAUACCAGGAAUGUUGUGUCCUUUUAGAAUAUUUAAAUACCCCCAAUUUAAAAAAAAAGGUUUUGUUUUUUGAAGUGUCACCAGUGCCACCAUAUCUAAAUGGUGGCUAGAUUUCUUUUUGAAGUUGUGUUAACCUUGGCAGACAGCACUGUGCUAUGCCCUUCACCAACCUAUGCUUUGUAAUGCUCUAAUGAAAUAGCCUACUAACUUGUGAACCUACAGUUGACAUAAACAAGCCUUUAUUAACAACAGAUUUGCCAAGGGUCUGGAGAAGAAAGGGAUAUUUUCAUGCUAAUAUAAUUAUUAUUGUUCCAUUAAACUGUAUACUGGGUAUUUUAUUUUGCAUUAACUUACUAAGUGAUCCCUUUUAGCAAUCCUGCAUCCCAUUUUACUAGCACUACCUCUGAAGCAUAUUAUCUCUUUAAAACCAUAUCAGAUUGUAAUGUGAAUUUUUGUAGAGUUUUUAUUUAAACUUUUAUAGAGGCAAUAAAUGAUUUCCAACUAACAGACCUCUCUUUUAAAGUUCAU
Molecule: messenger RNA, 6402 nt
Organism: Meriones unguiculatus (Mongolian gerbil)
Lineage: Eukaryota; Metazoa; Chordata; Mammalia; Rodentia; Muridae
Gene: Hdx
Product: highly divergent homeobox
Exons: 10
Coding region: 127-2199 (690 amino acids)
Biological process (GO): regulation of transcription by RNA polymerase II
Molecular function (GO): RNA polymerase II cis-regulatory region sequence-specific DNA binding; DNA-binding transcription factor activity, RNA polymerase II-specific
Source: RefSeq, a predicted model, not a curated record